CUGGGAGCCCCGGCGGGAAGCUCGGGCCUAGAGGGCAGCUGGGGACAGCAGGCCCGGAGGGGCGCGUGCCCUCCGGUGGCCGGACGCGCCCGGGCUCCCGGCUGAAGGCAGGAGCGGCCGGGCCCUCAGAGCCGAGGUCAGCCCGCUGGCGCCUCCAGGGCUUUGGAGACUGAGGCUGGGCUCGAGUGCUGCUUCGGUGAGGGACCCCGAAGAAGGCGGGAAGCAGGCAGGGACCUGGGUCAUGCGGGUCACUCGAGGCCAGCCCUGGAGUGCUGCGGACUCGGGAGACGGCCUCAGCCCCUGCCUGCCCUUGAGUGCCCUUAUUUUCUGGGCCAAGCCUCCGGCCCCCGGCUGCAUCAGGGGAUGUGUUGCUUGCUGCAGGUAUCCCUCCCCUGUGGCUUGGGGAACUGCCUGGGGUGGCCACUUGGAGUGGAGGAUAGCCGCGAGAGUCCCUUCUGCGCCAGCCAUCAGCAUUUGCACCGACUCAGGAAGUUACAGAAAGUGGUCCCUGACAAUUCAGCUCUUCUUGCUGGCUGCAAAAGGGGCCUUCUACUCCUGACCCGUGAACCCUUGUGUGUCCAGUUGGCCACACUGGCGGGACUGUCAGGUCCCCUUAGUGCCCUGGAGCUUGUUACCAAACUGCAGGAAACAGGACCGGAAAGCAACCGGAAAGCCUAGAACAUGUGAGGCAGGCCUGGCUUUUUGGAGUCCUGCAACUCAAAGGCCAGUGGAGAAAACCAGGCCUCAGUUGGGUGCCCAGUCGGGCAUGUGCGCCUCCUAUGGGGACCCCUGAGUUCCCUCUGCCCAGGUCUGAGGGCUGCAGAAGUGUGAGUCACAAUUAGGUGUGGAGAAUGCCCCAUAAUUGCCUCCUUGCUCUCAGAGUCUGGGACUCGGGGAGGAGGCGAGGGUAAUUCUACCCUUCCAGUUCAGAGUGACUUUCUCAAAUGUGGAGAGGGGUAAGACAGAUAGGGUUUCCUGGCCCCAGAUAGACAUGGGGAGCUCCUGCUCUGCUGCCCUGCUGGGGAGGCAGGUCUUGUGGGAAGCCAGCCCAGCCUUGCCUUGGGCUUGGGCAUGUCUUACUUGCGCUGAGGUCCUUCUGCUUCUUGGAGGAGCACCCCUCUUUCUUCCCCUUCCAUCUCUGCAUCUGAGACUCUCUGGAGCUGCUUGAUUGGCAGACAGGCUACUGACCUCAAGUUCUCGAGGGAGCCAGGCUCAAACCCUGCUGGGCCCAGGCUCAGUGACUUCACAGGGACGUACUGUCUGGGCUUCCACAGACCCUGCUCUCUGGGAGCAGUAAGUGGCUGGCCCCUCUAAUCCUGUGUCAGUUGUACAGAUGAGGAAACCGAGGCUGAGGGACAGCAGUUCUGGCAGGGGAGGAGCCGAGGGAGGCCGAACAUCCAAGCCUCUGGCUCACGUAGCUGCCUUUCUACUUCCUCAUUCUGCCACCUCAUAUGUAAAUCCUAGAAAACCGUAGAUGUUGUUCAGGGGCCUCAGCCCGCUGGUGACAACCCUGAAAGAGGGCAUCCGUCCACAUGGCCGUUCUGGGCAGAGCAGCCCCUGGUCCAGCCCUCUGGCCCUUGACGUGACUCCUUGGCUCACGGCACCAGGCGUGGACGCGUGCUGAGGCGGCAAAUGACAUAAUUAAACAGAAACAAGUUGGGCUCUUUGCAAAUGCAGCUACAGAAACCCAGGAAGGCUGGUGACCUAUCACUUCCAGGUGGGUCCUGGGCUGCCACUGCCCUCGACUGUAGGUGAAAAGACAGAGGUGUAGGGGGUGGGUUUGGUUGCUCUUUUCCAUAGAUGUUGAGAGAGAGUCUGGGCCCCGGCCCAGGGGAAGGGCUCUGCCUGCCCCGAGGAUGGGCUCUGCCUGCCCCCGGCCUGCCCAGGGGCCUCUGCUCUGUAGUCGUCCUGCGCGGCUGCGGCCCCGCCUCACUGUUCCGUCUUCCGGUCCUGCCCUCGCCCUGCUGCCCAGCGCCUGGCACGGCAGGAGCAUCCAGAGCACGGUGUGACUAUGUUGUUCUUCCACGUCCCUCCUGACCCCUCAGCGAGGACGCAGGCUUCCCUGCCGCCUGGCUGUCCCCUCGUGGUGUCGUGAGCAGAGCCACUUGACCCCACACCCUGCCCUGCUGAGGAUACCCAGAAGGUCCGCCCUGCUCUGAUGUUUCCCCUCCGGCCCACCCAGGCUCCCUUCUAGGACGUGCCAGCGGCACUCGCACUUGGCACGGCCCUGUGUCCCCUGCUGGCCGUGAGCGCGUAGAGGGCAGGGGCUGUUCUGUUCCUGGACAGGCCCAGCGCUGCCUAGCCCCAGCCGGCGGGUGGUCAGGCAGCCCUGGCUCACUUGGAUUCUCAAGUCCGAGGGGAGGGAGGGCGCCGCAGCGUACUUGGGAGUGGGACACCUGACCUCAGCUCAUUUCUGAAUCUGAGAAAGGCCCUGCUGCCUUGUGACCCUCGCGUGAGCAUCUCGCUGCUCGGCCACACCCUGUCACUCGGGGUCUCGCGCAGUCGAAUGGAGACCCCAUGACGAGUGGCCCGACGAGGUGUCUAGGUGUCCACGUGGGGUCUGUGGACAGCCACGUUGGUGCCGCAGUAACUGGGCCUGCAGGGAACGGGGAUGGGGGGGCAGAGGGGCCUCCUAGCUCAAUGCAGAGACCCCAGGAAGGACAGGGUGGGGCCCCAGCAUGAGCCACAAGGCCCUGGGCAUCAGGCUGUCCUCUGCGCGUUGCUGCACAGGGAGCAAACUGUGGCCCUCCCUCGAGGACGCAUCUGGGGCACCCGGGCAGACUCUCGUGCAUCCUGUGGAGCGACAUGCCUCGACCUCACCCCACCUGUCCUGACUGAUGCCCUUGUGGCUCUGCUGCCCCACACCCAUUCCUCCCUCAGCUUCCCGAGGGCAGAGGGCAGCUGUGGUCCCUGUCCCCCUGGUAGGUAGCCAGGGUGGAGGAGGUGCCUGGAUAGGGCUUCAGGAUAUCUGGGAGAAAAUGGGUCGAUAGCUGCUGUUUGAAAAUGUCGCACUAUGCCCAGCUGCAGACAGUCCUGGCGGCGUCCUGCUCCUGUGCGGAAGCAGCUCGCUGGGCAGCACAGGGAAUCUCUCCCAGUGCCUCCCCUCUGCUUUCCCUGCAAAAGUUGCCCUUUGGCCAGAGUCACCGGGCAGGCCGCACCUCUACACCUUGUCCGCCUUGCCUCGUUCCCCGCCUCCUGCCCCUUCAAUGGGAGAGGCCGUGGCUUCUGGAGCCCUUGCCCUUCCUGAAAAGGUGCCUGUGGAGAGGCCGACUCAUGGGGAGGAAGUGCCCGGAGGCCUCCUUGGGGCGCAGGGCCACACAGCUCCCCGUCUGCCUCUCUUCAGGGUGAGCGGGAGAUGCGAGUGCCGCCACCCCAUGACCCCUACUUUGCCACCGGCAAGGCCACCAGGUUGCCAAGGCGAGGGCUGCACCUGCUGCCACUUGGCAGGCAGAAAUAUAGAAGUGCCAAAAAUCGAGAGUGCUUGUCUUGUCCUUUUUUUUCCCUGUUAAAAAUAGUAUUCAAUGUUAAACAUCGUUGAACUUGUGAACUAAGAACUGAAAUCCCGAGAAUGUUCCUGUUUCCCUGACAGUACAAUUUCGAAACUCCCUUUUCCAUGAUGUGUGGUUGAGGUGGUGCCACUGCAGAGACAUGGAAGGACACACGGUGAUACCCCCACUCCUGCCUUUCCCGUCCUUCCAGGCCGCCCCCACGCCCUGGGAGCCUCUCAGGACGUGAUCUUUGCUGUCAUUUUAGACACGCCCAUCUCUUCUCCUCCCACCCAGGGAAGCCAGGCAAUUCGGAAAGCAGAGGGAACCAGUCCGUCAAAGGGUGGAUUGGUGGGUAUCUCAGAGCUGCCCUGAAUGGGCCAAGGAAAGGAGGCCCUGCCCAGGGCGGGCUGUGCGCUGCAGUCCUGUGAGCUCCGCAAGCAGCCAGGCCUGUUCCCCGACUCCCAGCCUCGGGCUGGCGGCUGCAGCCUUCGGAGGCUGUGAAGUCCUUGGCCACACGAAGAAAGCUGGAACCAGAAGAGAAGAACUGCCUCAGGGUGUGUUCUGGUGCUGGCAAGAGGUUCAGGGCAGGCCACGCUUCCUCCCAGCCGGCCGCCCUGUCUCCGGCGCGGGCACUCUCCUCCCUCCAUGCUCCACUUCGCCCGCUGCCGCCGGCCAGAGGUGACCAGGCCCGGCUCUGCGCGCGGCCCAUGUCAGGGGGGCCAUGGGGAGCUCCGCCUCCUCCCUGGCCGCCGAGACCGAGUCGGACCACAGCUUCCCCAGGGGGCCGCCCUACCCGGGGCCCCUGGCAGCAGCCGGCUGGUGUAGGAGCGGCCCAGGGGGGCCUGUCUGGGGAGGCGCCCUGGUCACCCGGCAGCACCAGCCCCCGCGCCCCCGGGCCCGCAGCCACACCCACUCUCCCGGGUCUAUGGCCGCGGUCGGGGAGUGGUCCUGCACGCGCUGCACCUUCCUGAACCCGGCCGGCCAGCGCCAGUGCUCCAUCUGCGAGGCCCCCCGGCACAAGCCCGACCUCGACCAGAUCCUGCGGCUCAGCGUGGAGGAGCAGAAGUGGCCCUGUGCCCGCUGCACCUUCCGGAACCUCCUGGGCAGGGAAGCCUGUGAAGUAUGCGGCUUUGCCCCGGAGCCUGUGCUGGGGGCCUCCCUGCCAGUCAUCAAUGGGGUCCUGCCCAAGACGUCCGCCGCCCUGGCGGAGCCCAAGGGUGGCUGCCAGGAGGAGGCAGGGCCCAUGCGGACAGGUGGGCCGGCGGCAGUGGAGCCGGCCGGGGGCCACCCCGAGGCAGAGGAGGCGGGGGCUGAAGAGUCUGGAAGCGGAUGGGCGUGCCCACGCUGCACGCUGCACAACACGCCCGUGGCCACCUCCUGCUCUGCCUGCGGGGGGCCCCGGAAACUCUCGCUGCCCCGGAUCCCUCCCGAGGCCCUGGUGGUCCCCGAAGUCGUGGCCCCUGCCGGCUUCCACGCUGUGCCUGCCGGGCCCCAGCCAGGCCCCUCCACCGAUGGCACCGAGGGCGACCUGGCCCCCGCCAGCCAGGAACCCCCCAGGCGGCCGCCCUUCAGCCCCUUCUCCGCUGCCCUGCAGAACAACCCCGUGCCCCGCAGCCGCCGGGAGGUGCCCCCCCAGCUGCAGCCACCGGUGCCUGAGGCUGCUCAGCCCUCGCCCUCCGCCGGCUCCCGGGCAUCCCCCCAGGGCCCGGGUCGGGCCCCGGCUGCGGCUGGCGCCUCCCGCCUGGCCGAGCUGCUGUCCGGCAAGCGGCUGAGCGUGCUGGAGGAGGAGGCCACGGCGGAGGCUGGCCCUGCCCAUGCCGAGGCCGGCAGCUGCGCCCUGGGCAGCGACGUCAUAGACCUGACCGGGGACACCGUGCGCUACACGCCCGCCAGCCCCUCCAGCCCUGACUUCACCACCUGGUCCUGCGCCAGGUGCACGCUCAGGAAUCCCACGGCGGUCCCCCGGUGCACCGCCUGCGGCUGCUCCAAGCUGCACGGCUUCCAGGAGCACAGCGAGCCGCCCGCCUGCUGCCCAGACUGCGGCGCGGACAAGCCCGGCCCCUGCGGCGGCUGCGGACGGGCCCCCAAGGCCGGCCGCCUCCUGCCCGAGCGUGCAGCCCAGUGGGCCUGCCCCGCCUGCACCCUGCUCAACGCGCCCCGGGCCAAGCACUGCGCCGCCUGCCACACGCCCCAGCUGCUGGUGGCCCAGCGCCGCGGGGCCGCGCCCCUAAAGCGCAGGGAGAGCAUGCACGUGGAGAAGCGGAGGCAGACGGACGAGGGCGAGGCCAAGGCCCUGUGGGAGAAUAUCGUGGCCUUCUGCCGCGAGAACAGCGUGAACUUCGUGGACGACAGCUUCCCUCCCGGGCCCCAGUCCGUGGGCUUCCCCACGGGCGACAGCGUCCAGCAGCGCGUGAAGCAGUGGCUGCGGCCCCACGAAAUCAACUGCUCCGUCUUCCGGGACCAGGGAGCCCCGUGGUCCGUGUUCCACACGCUGCGGCCCUCGGACAUCCUGCAGGGGCUGCUGGGGAACUGCUGGUUCCUGAGCGCGCUGGCGGUGCUGGCCGAGCGGCCGGACCUGGUGGAGCGGGUGAUGGUCACGCGCAGCCUGUGUGCAGAGGGCGCCUACCAGGUGCGCCUGUGCAAGGACGGCACGUGGACCACGGUGCUGGUGGACGACAUGCUGCCCUGCGACGAGGCCGGCUUCCUGCUCUUCUCGCAGGCGCAGCGGAAGCAGCUCUGGGUGGCUCUCAUCGAGAAGGCGCUGGCCAAGCUGCACGGCUCCUACUUUGCCCUCCAGGCGGGCCGCGCCAUCGAGGGCCUGGCCACGCUCACCGGCGCCCCCUGCGAGAGCCUGGCGCUGCAGGUCAGCUCCACUAACCCCCGCGAGGAGCCCGUUGACACUGACCUCAUCUGGGCCAAAAUGCUGAGUUCUAAGGAGGCUGGGUUCCUCAUGGGCGCCUCCUGUGGGGGCGGGAACAUGAAGGUGGACGACGCGGCGUAUGAGAGCCUGGGCCUGCGCCCCCGCCACGCCUACUCCAUCCUGGACGUCCGCGACGUCCAGGGCACCAGGCUGCUGCGGCUCCGGAACCCGUGGGGCCGCUUCUCCUGGAACGGCAGCUGGUCGGACGAGUGGCCGCACUGGCCGGGGCACCUGCGCGGCGAGCUCAUGCCCCACGGCAGCAGCGAGGGCGUCUUCUGGAUGGAGUACAGCGACUUCAUCAGGUACUUCGACUCGGUGGACAUCUGCAAGGUGCACUCGGACUGGCAGGAGGUGCGCGUGCAGGGCUGCUUCCCCAGCUCCGCCUGCGGGCCCGUGGGCGUGACGGCGCUGACGGUGCUGGAGCGUGCCUCGCUGGAGUUCGCGCUCUUCCAGGAGGGCAGCAGGCGCUCGGACGCAGGGGACAGCCACUUGCUGGACCUGUGCAUCCUGGUGUUCCGGGCCACCUUCGGCAGCGGCGGCCACCUGAGCCUGGGCCGCCUCCUGGCCCACAGCAAACGCGCCGUCAAGAAGUUCGUCAACUGCGACGUCAUGCUGGAGCCCGGCGAGUACGCCGUGGUGUGCUGUGCCUUCAACCACUGGAGCCCCGCCCCGCCGGGCCCCCCCGCCGCGCAGGCCUCCAGCCCCUCGGCAGGAGCCCCGCGAGACACCCCCGCGCCACCCGGCCAUGUGCUGGCCGUGUACAGCUCGAGGCUGGUCAUGGUGGAACCGGUGGAGGCCCAGCCGACCACGCUGGCCGACGCCAUCAUCCUGCUCACCGAGAGCCGGGGCGAGCGGCACGAGGGCCGCGAGGGCAUGACCUGCUACUACCUGACACACGGCUGGGCGGGGCUCAUCGUGGUGGUGGAGAACCGGCACCCGCGAUCCUUCCUGCACGUGCAGUGUGACUGCACCGACAGCUUCAACGUGGUGUCCACGCGUGGCAGCCUGCGCACGCAGGACAGCGUGCCGCCCCUGCACAGGCAGGUCCUGGUGAUCCUGUCGCAGCUAGAGGGCAACGCCGGCUUCUCCAUCACCCACCGCCUGGCGCACCGCAAGGCGGCCCAGGCCUUCCUCAGCGACUGGACGGCCUCCAAGGGCACACACAGCCCCCCACUCACGUCCGAGGUGGCCGGUCUGCAUGGGCCACGGCCACUCUGACCACCGUGGUCCAGGGCCAGGCCGUGGGCACUCGGACCGCCGGCCCACCCCACACGCACUUUAUGAGGGAGACCCUGACGGAAGACGCUUGAACAGAAUCUCAGGACCCGCCCAGGGAGCCUCUGGCUGCGGCUUCCCGCGGCCCCCCAACCCCUUGCCUGCCGUCCGCCUGACCAGGCCUCCCGGCCGCCAAGCAGAAUACCUCGAACCAGGCGGGCUGCCAGCCUCGGGGACAGCAGCGACGGGCGGGCCCGAGGCCAGGCUGCCCCCCGGGGGUGGUUCUCCUGCCAGAGCGCGCGCCUACAGCUCUGCUCACAAAACCAAAUCUGGGUGUCAGAGGUCACGACCGUGGUGAGAUCAGGAACCACCGUCUGUGGGGCCUGGGGUCGGAACCUAGCUCUGCCCCCGAGCCUGGCGCCGAGCGGCAUGUCCUGGGAGGCGGGUGCCUGUCUUGGGGAAGGAGGGACCCCGUCCGGCCUCCCUGCCAGCGACACUAUGCAAUUCCCAGAGCGCCUGCCAGGAUCGAAGCCAUGACCGGGGCCGGCAGGCUGGGAGCCUGGCCUUGCUACUGUCGGGGGUGGGGGGCCAUAUCCUCGGCACCACCAGGCCCCUGCCAGGCAGGCCAGGGGCCGGCAGCGUCCUGGGCAGCCGAGGCCCAGGCCCAGGCAGAGCGUGGCACCGCACCUUCCCUGCCAGACGCCCUGGGAGCUGAGCCGCCCGCCUGCACAGCGACUCCCCAGCCGCUUUGGAGGCAGCUUCCUAGGCCCCCAGCCGGCCCUCCCCCUGCGGCCCAGGGCAGCAGCAGCCAGCCAGCCCCCACCCCUCCUGUCCCGAGGGGCGGGGGGUUUUUACACCUAGAGAAACAUUCCCCUCUCCCCUUCGGGCCUCCUUUUACUCUGAGCUGUGAAUAUUUUUAACCCUGUACAUACGGCCAGCUCUUCUGACACAGAGACUAUUUUAUCAAUUGUCAACCCUGUCCCGUACGAUGCGACCCUCAUGGUGGUUUCCAGACUCAGGCUCCAGUGGACCAAAUAAAGCGUUUUGUUUUGUA
Messenger RNA from Microcebus murinus (gray mouse lemur), 8677 nucleotides. Lineage: Eukaryota; Metazoa; Chordata; Mammalia; Primates; Cheirogaleidae. The record is from RefSeq and is a predicted model, not a curated record.